AUGGAGCAGCUUAACCUAUCUGAUGUUUCCCUUUUGGAAAUACAAAAUGAUGGAGAAACAACAACGGGAGAUGGCGAUGGUUUUGGCAAAUGUGUUAUAGCUCUCUACUGCCUGAUCAGCAUGCUUGGUAUCACUGGUAACUUACUGGUUGCCAUCGUACUCCUCCGUGUGCCGUCCCUGCGGUCUAAUACCAGUGAUUUCUUGGUGCAUCUCUCCAUUGUAGAUUUCACGAUCUGUGCUCUGGUCAUUCCGUAUUUCCUAGCACCUAAGCCAAACCCUACUCCGAACCCUGGGUUUUUAGGUGUGGUGUGGUGUCGACUUUACAAGUCCGAGUUCCCGUUUUGGCUCUUCACGAUGACGUCAGUCUUGGGUUUGACUGCGGUCAAUUUGGAGCGCUAUGUAGCCAUCGUCUACCCACACAAAUACAAGACAGUGUUCUCUAAACAAAAUAAAUAUGCAGUUAUUGCUGUCUGCUGGAUGCUUGGAGGUAUUACAAAGUUACAACAUGUGAUUUUGUACGAAGAAGAUGAAGUUAUUGGUUGUCACCGAGACGGCUGGUCUAGCGGGGGAGCCCAGGCGGUAUUUGGGUUGUACACUUUCACUGUCAGCUUCUUUGCUCCAUUCAUUGUGAUGAUUCUUGCACAAGUGAAAGUUAUCUCGACGCUGAACAGACAAGUGAAGGUGUUAACUGCUCGAACAGCCACUUCAGGUUUAAAUCCAAGCGACCAGCGUGAGAUGUGGCAGCUCCGAGCCUCCCAAACCCUGGUGAAGACACUCCUGGCCUGCGUCAUCACAUUCGGUGUAUGCUGGACUCCAAGUCAUAUCUGGUUCCUGCUCUUCAACUUCGGUGUUCCAAUGGCCCCAGGUCGCCCUCCCCAUCGUCUGACUAUUAUCUUAGCCGUUGGUAACUCCUGUGUGAAUCCAGUCAUUUACACAAUGACCAACAAGCCGUUCCGUAAAGGGAUCAGGGAGCUGUUUUCUAAGCAGUGGGGUUCGAACCAGGUGGUUGACGGUGUAGCGACCGGCACUGCGUCUGAGACCAUUUCGGUUUAA
Asterias rubens (European starfish) is the source of this 1053-nucleotide messenger RNA. RefSeq names its product galanin receptor type 2-like. Bases 1 to 1053 code for a protein of 350 amino acids. NCBI's taxonomy places the organism in Eukaryota, Metazoa, Echinodermata, Asteroidea, Forcipulatida, Asteriidae. Gene Ontology annotation, cellular component: membrane. Gene Ontology annotation, molecular function: G protein-coupled receptor activity. The record is from RefSeq and is a predicted model, not a curated record. The transcript has 2 exons. Gene Ontology annotation, biological process: G protein-coupled receptor signaling pathway.